Molecule: messenger RNA, 2455 nt
Organism: Rhopalosiphum padi (bird cherry-oat aphid)
Lineage: Eukaryota; Metazoa; Arthropoda; Insecta; Hemiptera; Aphididae
Product: probable cytochrome P450 305a1
Exons: 8
Coding region: 988-2454 (488 amino acids)
Biological process (GO): xenobiotic metabolic process
Cellular component (GO): intracellular membrane-bounded organelle; cytoplasm
Molecular function (GO): oxidoreductase activity, acting on paired donors, with incorporation or reduction of molecular oxygen, reduced flavin or flavoprotein as one donor, and incorporation of one atom of oxygen; heme binding; iron ion binding
Source: RefSeq, a predicted model, not a curated record
AAGGAAUAAAAUGAUAGUUUCUAUAAAAAUUCAUAUUUUAAUUUUAUUUUUAUAUAUCUGCCGAGAAAGAGACACUUAAAAGUUAAAUAGGUACAUGCGACUAUAUACAGAGUAAUAUUUGUAUUGUGUGCUGUGAACUAUAGUGAUAUAACAUUUUUUAGUCAAAUGAAAACCUACUGUUUCUGUAAAUUAUUAUGUAGGUAAUUUUUUUGAUAAGUUUGGUGUUUAUAAAUCGAAAUUUAAACGAGUUAUUUUUGAGUUAUUAAAAUGUAUUUACUAAGGAUAAUAAUCCUUAAAAAUGGUUUUAUAAAUCUAUAAAAUAUGAUAUAUAAUAUUAAAUGUUGAUGAAUUAAUAUUAAUUUUUUUAAUUUUAAAAUUAUCAUAGCUCUUUAGUUCGCAAAGUUAAAUAACUCUAAAUUUUGUAUCGCAAUAGAGAACACUCUUCAUUAUAAAUGAUAAUUUAAGGAUGAACAUCUUUUUUAUCCAGUUGUAUAUAUUUAUCUAUAAGUAUCUCUUUCUCAACACGUGAUACAUAAUAUUGUAUUAAUUAAUAAUUAUUGCCUCUAUAUUUAAUAGUUAAUAACUUGUACAGUACGGUGUGAAUAUCACUCUGUAUAAUAUGACCGGGCAAACGGCCAAAACUAAUGGUGUUUAUAAUUAUUUAUACAACAUAUUUUAUUGUUGGACAGUGGACAACGGAAAUAUCCCCACUUUUUUACUGCACAAAUUAUUGUUAUUAUACAUAUACGUUAUACUAUUAUACAAAUGUACACACACGACACGCAUGUAUCUGAUUCUGCAGAGGCAAUUUAUUAUUAUUAUUAUUAUAACUAGUAUUCUUUGUCAUUGCUAUAUUAAAUAAAUACGAUUGAAGCACUGUUAUAUGAGUGAAUAAAAAACGGCCAGUCGUUCGCCGGCUACCACGUGCGCCGUUUGUCCUAUCGUUAUUCUAACCUGUCCCAGCGCUAACUAAACAAUAAUAAUAUCAUGUCUCUGUUAUUAAUGUCUUGGUAUUUUGUAUGUUUCGUUACAGUCAUUCUGUUAUUGAUCGCUCUCCGUACGUGUAGGAAACCAAAAAACUAUCCACCAGGGCCAAAAUGGAUACCGUUUGUGGGAAAUACGUAUCAAUUAGCUAAACUAUCGUCUAUCAAAAACGGCCAAUAUUUGGCUUUUGAGGAACUUCGAAAAAGAUAUAAUUCUGAUAUUAUUGGGUUGAAAUUAGGACGUGAAUACGUCGUUAUUGUGUUUGGAAACGAUCUAUUGAGUGAAACAUUUCAUAGAGAUGAAUUUCAAGGUCGGCCUGAUAAUUUUUUUAUGAGACUCCGGACAAUGGGUAAACGUAGAGGUAUAACAAUGACCGACGGAGAUCUUUGGAAAGUACACAGAUCGUUUGCGGUCAGACACUUGAAGUUACUUGGUUUAGGAAAAAGAAGGGUGGACGAAUUGAUUUAUGAUGAAUAUCAACACAUGGUACAACGUCUAAUUGAUGCGACAGGAAGUGUGACGCCGACCUUAUACUUGCAAUCAGCUGUAAUGAAUGUUUUAUGGGAGCUAACAGCGGGAACUAAGUUUGAAGACCCUAAGUUGUUAGCGUUAAUGAGGAAACGAAGUUCAGCAUUCGAUAUGGCUGGUGGGCUGCUUAACCAGAUGCCGUGGUUACGGUAUUUGGCACCUAUCAGGACGGGUUACUCACUCAUAACUGAUAUCAAUCAGCAACUUUAUUCCUUGAUAUCUAAUAAUAUUGCGGAUCACAAGCGAACAAUAACUGACACUACCAGGGACUUUAUAGACGCAUAUUUACAUCAAAUGAAAAAAGAAGAUAUACACAAUACAAUGUUUACUGAAGAACAAUUGAUAGCUGUUUGUUUGGACUUAUUUAUUGCUGGAUCAUCAACAAGUAGUAGUACAUUAGAUUUUGCUAUAUUAGCUAUGGCUCGGUGGCCAGAUGUCCAGACUAAAGUUCAAUCUAUUCUGGAUGAGAUCCAACCUCCGGGAACGUAUAUUACAGCCGAACAAAUUCUUAAAAAUCGAUAUGUGGAAGCGGUGCUUUUAGAGACGAAAAGGCUGAAUCAUGUAACACCAAUUAUAGGUCCUAGACGUGUGUUGAGAAAUACAAAUCUUAAUGGAUAUAGUAUACCUAAGAAUACAACACUUUUGAUGAGUUUAUAUUCAGUACACCACAAUCCGUUGAGAUGGGAUGACCCUGAAGUAUUUCGCCCAGAGAGGUUUAUGGAAACAAACGGAAAACUCAAUACAACUGAAGACAUGUAUUUUUUUGGAUUUGGAAAAAGACGAUGUCCUGGUGAAGCGUUAGCACAGCGGUUUGUUAGUUUAGUAUUUGCCAACUUAAUACAUGACUUUAUUAUCGAAAUCGAUAGGUUACCCGAUGGAGUAAAUUGUGGUAUACUUAUGACACCAAAGCCUUACAAAAUAAAAAUGUCUAAAAGAAAAUGAA